AUGAAAUAUCUGGGACUUGAGAGGACGCUGAAGGCAUUAGCACUUGAGCUUUUCUCUGCAUUUGUUAACGCGUAUAUGAACCAAUGUGUCCUCGGUGCAAAGUGCUACUGUGAAUCUAUUGCAAAGCACUACUUCUUAUAUUGUCGCUGGUACAUGUCAACGAAAAGCAGCCAUGGUCAGUAUUGUAAGUGCACUGGGUCCGUCUUGGUAACCGAAUAUUAA
Molecule: messenger RNA, 222 nt
Organism: Plasmopara halstedii
Lineage: Eukaryota; Oomycota; Peronosporomycetes; Peronosporales; Peronosporaceae
Exons: 2
Coding region: 1-222 (73 amino acids)
Source: RefSeq, a predicted model, not a curated record